CACAUAACUGACAAUUCCCCCGUCCUUUUGAUCCAGAGUGGGGAUAAAUGUGAGUUCAUUCACAAUUGUGAAGGCUGAUAUUUUGAACAGCAGACACUUGAGCCUGCACAGUGAUAAAGAAAGAUGUGAUUUAAAUAAAAUGUGCGAUUUAUGGCUAAGAUGAACGUUCCUGCUGGGGUGCAACAUCACAGUGAGCCUGCUUUAAACCUCAUCCUCUCCAGGUUUCGUUACGCACCAUGACUGCCUCUUUUUUUCUGAAAUUGCUGCGUUGCUGCUCAGGCUGGAGCAAACUUUAACACCUCGAGUAGGAGGAGGAACACUACUACUACAACAACUACUAUUACUAUAACUCCCACCACUUCCACAGAGCCAUAAUGGAGCCGGCUUCACCGCCCCACCGUGCGCCCUGCGAUUGGGGCACCAUAAUGUUGACGGAUUUCUGAUCCAACCCAAGACAGUGCCCGGUUCUUCCAAUAGCAGCUUUAAGUGAAAAGGCGUGCCUGCUUGGCCCCCCCUCCACCACCACCACCACCACCCCUCACCACCCCUCAAAGUACUCGAUGUAUAGUUAAAAAAUGGGAGGGCACACUUGAACCGAGCUGCUCUAUGAAGGUAGGCUGCAGCGUGUGUUUAUUGAUGAGAUGAAAAGAAGAUGGAAGUGAGAAAUGAAACAAAGUAAAGGAACAUAUUAAAAAAAUAAAACUGUACGCGCUUCGUCAAGGGAAAAUAGGGGGAGCCGUGGAAACGCUGUCGGCCACUUUUUGACAAGCUUCGAAGUGCAGCAGAGCAGCACAUGAUUUGGACAGAGAGGACUGACAGCCUUGCCUAGCACCCGGCCUCUGAUCAGCCAUCUCCACCAGCAAACUGAAGCUUGACCCGCACUUCAUCACCAGCCACACAAGCAUCUUUUGGAACAAAACGUCAUCUAACUGUGACAUCAGUUGCAAGGGGAUGACCGAGCGCAUUCAUAACAUCAAUCUUCACAACUUCAGCAAUUCUGUACUUGAGACCCUCAAUGAGCAGCGCAACCGUGGGCACUUCUGUGACGUGACUGUUCGGAUCCAUGGAAGUAUGCUGCGUGCUCACCGCUGCGUGCUGGCUGCUGGAAGCCCCUUCUUUCAGGACAAGCUGCUCUUGGGCUACAGCGACAUUGAGAUCCCUUCUGUGGUCUCGGUGCAAUCCAUCCAAAAGCUGAUUGACUUUAUGUACAGUGGGAUCCUGCGGGUAUCUCAGUCAGAGGCCCUGCAGAUCCUCACUGCUGCCAGCAUCCUACAGAUUAAGACCGUCAUUGAUGAGUGCACCCGAAUUGUGUCUCAGAAUGUGGGCCUGGCUGGGCCGGGGGGGUUCCCUGUUAUACCGGGAGACUCUGGACAGGACACACCCCGUGGCACACCCGAAUCAGGCACCUCUGGGCCCAGCAGUGACGCAGAGUCAGGUUAUAUGCAAGCAACAUCACAACAAAGCAUGGAUCGUGCAUACACAUCACUGUACUCCUACCCUGGCCUCUCGCUGCAGAAUGGCACCCGUGAGCGCUCCCUGUACAUUAACCCUCUAACGUCAAACUACGAGACCACCCUCGGCACUCAGAAGGACCAGCAAUCUCAAGAUCCACCCUGGAUGAACCGCAUCCAGGAGAGAUCUCAGCAAGUCGACCGCUUCAUCUCCACAGCAGAGUCCACUCACUGCCGCAAGCAGCCCCGACCGUCACGCAUACAGACGGGAGGGAUGCACAUAAAGCAGGAGGCGGAAGACGAGUACAGCUGCUAUGAAAAUUUGGGGGACUGCCAAGAAGAGACCGACCAUACAGAGGGUGUGGAGAGUGAGUCCAAGGUGGAAAGUUUUGACUCAGGGGUGAGCUCCUCCAUCAGCACUGAGCCAGAUGCUAUGGAGCAGCAGCCGUACCUGAUGGGCUAUAGCAGAGAGGUAGGCGGGGACGGGCAGCAUGGCGACGGAGGUGGCCUGGUGCAUAUAGAGGUCAACGACUCGUCUCCGGAGCAAGUGCAAGAUGACGACGGGGACACAUCCCACAGCACUAGUGACAGUAGCAUGAUGCAGCCCCUGCCAAACUCAGUCAUGUCCCAGUCCCUGCCCAGUGCCCCGCACUACAUGCGCCAGGCAGAAUCACACACCAGCAACCUGAGGAUGCCGCUCACCGUGACCAGCAACUCCCAAGUGAUGGGCACCGCUGGAAGCCCCUUCCUGCCCACACUCUUUCCCACGCAGCCGGCUAGAGACAACAAGCCUUUCCUUUACCUUCCUGGCCAGCAGCAGCCCCAGUUUGUUGCAGUGCCGCCCCCAGCAAUGCCAUCAUUCCCCAACCCUAUGUCGGUACAGCAAGCGACAGCUCAGCAGCAACAGGCUGUUGGAGGGAUCGGUCCGGGAGAGAAGAAGCCCUAUGAAUGCACUCUCUGCAGUAAAACCUUUACUGCUAAACAGAACUACGUCAAACACAUGUUUGUCCAUACUGGUGAGAAGCCUCAUCAGUGCAGCAUCUGCUGGCGCUCAUUCUCCCUGAAGGAUUACUUAAUCAAACACAUGGUGACACACACAGGGGUGCGGGCCUACCAGUGCAGCAUCUGCAACAAGCGCUUCACCCAGAAGAGCUCUCUUAAUGUCCACAUGCGGCUGCACCGUGGAGAGAAGUCCUAUGAGUGCUACAUCUGCAAGAAGAAGUUCUCACACAAGACCCUGCUGGAGCGCCAUAUGGCCCUGCACAGCACAGGCAGCGCCAUCACAGGGCUGUCUGGGAGCGCCGUCACCCCAGGCCCCGUCUCCAUUCCCAUGCCGAUGGCUGUCCCCGAGCCCGGAGCCGGAGUGGUGGCCCUCGCCAUGCCGGUGAGCGGAGGUGCUGGAGUAGGGGCCGGGGUUGGAACGGGAGUGGGUGUAGCCGCAGAAGCGAGCUGCCAAGAAGGGACCACCUACGUGUGCUCCGUCUGCCCUGCCAAGUUCGACCAAAGGGAGCACUUCAAUGACCACAUGCGAAUGCAUGUCUCUGAUGGAUAAGUACUAAUAGAUAAACUUCUUUCAAAAAGAAUGACAAAUAAAUGGCACUAGAUUUUCCUUUUCUUGUUUUGAGGUAUGAAGAGUAAUGAGUAUAGACACUGGCACAUUAAGUUUCCCAAAAAAGAUUUUUUUUCUGUUAUCCUAAAAGAAAAAAAGAUGGUGGCCUUAAGGCUUAGUAGUUUGAUAUUGAUCUACUGGAUGGAUCCUAACUACAGGCCUCUAAAUGUAUGCUUUCCUAAAAAUACUGAUUUAUGUGUUGAACACUACCGAAAGGCCUACGAAAGAAACACAUACACACAAACACACCUUUAGUGUAGGUUUGUCUGAACGAUUAUACAUGUGCAUAUAUGUUGAGCAUUUGUGUAUUUGAAUGUGUCCGUCUCAUGUCCGUGUCCGUGUCCGUGUGUGUGCGAGUGUGUGUGUGCGUGUAGGUGUGCGUGUGCAUGUGUGUGUGUGUGUGUGUGUGUGUGUAUGUGUGUGUGUGUGUGUGUGUGUGUGUGUGUGUGUACUUUGCCAUGAAAAAAAUUAAUCAUGGCAGUUGUGAACCCAUACUGACCAGUUUGGAAACUAUAGAUGUCCAAGCUUACUGUGGUAUAAUUUACAACAAUAACAAAAAGUCAUCUGGGGUCGGGCUACAUGUUCCCUCUAAAAAAAUACUGACGGUCACAAGAUUGCCUUCUUCUGUAAAAUAAAAAAGGAGAGUAGUUAAUUUGAUGGUGGGUUUUAUUUAUUCCUAUGGUAUUAAGGGAUUAUAAUGCAGCUGUUGUCAAGGUACCAAUCUCAAUCAUUUACCUGAAAUGUGACUUCCUGUCAGUUGUGACAGAGACGGACAUUUCUCAUGUUUUGUAAUUGCUCUCCAUGCAUUUUGAUGCUUCAGUUUACUAAAUUAGGGUGUGUUGAUGAGACAGUAUUUGAGCAAAAACAUGUUUCUUUUUUUCUGAAGUUUGGAGUUUAACUCAUUUGCAUACACUGCCACUAAUAUUUUAAAAGACUGUUAAGGCUAGUAGACCUCUUCCAUUUCAAAACAUGAGAAAAAAAGAAAGAUUCUUUUGCUGAUGUUUUUGUUUUCUUUAAAAAAAAAAGCCUUUCACAUUCUCACAGUUAUGGCAGGCUGGCAUAUGCGACUAAACUCUCUCCUUCAUUAUUGCUGCUCUUCAACUUGCACCUGACUGUUAUGGGAUCCAGAUUAAAAAUAAUAAUUUGUCACUUCCAAUAUUGUUGUUAUUGAGUAGCCUACACAUGGUUUGACAUCAAAUUGAUAAUCAAAUAAUAAUACCUAGUUGGGGGGGGGGGGGUUAAAUCUGGAAGAGUGUUUAAGAGGGAGGGGUUUAAUUUUAAUCAAAUUGACAUUGGAAUAGUUAUCACACUCAUCCUCGAGCCCCUGUAUAACCCGUUCAGUAGUGUUGCACAGCUUUCUGAGCACUUGGGAGCUAACCGCAUCACUCUUCAUGUGUUUGCCCUCUCUAAAGGCUCAGAUGGCCUGCAACGCUAUGAAAGAAAAAUUAGCUUCAAAGCAAAACCAGUAGCUCCAUUGAAAUCACACUGUUUCCUGAUGUACCACACGUUCAGAUGGACUUUCUACACGAUAGUAUACAUUCCUGAUUUUUCAAAAAAAAAAAAAACAACAACCCAGACACAGCAUGUACAGAAUAGAUUUUGGAAGCUAGUGUGCGCAAGUUGUCAUCCACACAUCACAUCACUUAAGACUUAUUUCUGAUAUUUGAAUUGUUUUGUAAUUGCUUUCUACUCGAAAUAGGACACACACACACAAACACACAUGCAAAUGCCUGCAACUGCAAUCCUGAAGGGUUUGCUCAUGUAAGUGAGCAAAAACUUUCGUAGUUGUAUCAUUAAAAGAAUAACUGCAUACAGCGGUCUUAAGAAGACCUGCUGUAGGUAAAAAAAAAAAAAAAGUGCUAUUUUGCACAUUUUCUUAAAAUGCCUGUGCUUAAUAUUUAAUCAUUUUCCUUAAAUGAACUUCUAUGAUUUUCUGUUAUUCAAUUUCAAAGGAAAAAAAAAUACAUUUUUUAAAAUCUUGAUAAGUGGACUGCAUUAUUUUCUUGCAUAUAUGUUGCACUGCUUAAACCAAUAAGUGCACUACUGUUAACAGAGAUAUAAUAGUUUUAGAAAAGAUUUUUUUUAAAUCUAACAUUUGGUUGUAGAGUUCACAUGUAAUAGAAUAGCUUUGUUUCAAUUUAUUCAUUAAGUAAAUCAGCGGUUCUUGGCUUUUGUUAUUGCUUGCAGUUACCUACAGUAUAUUCUCGUGCCGUGUUAAUGCAAGCAUUUAUUUUUAUUUAAAAAUGUACCAUUAUGUGUGCUCAUCUAUGUUUUGAAACCUUUGAAUUCAUUCUUUUAUGGAGUCAGCUCCCUAUAAAAGUCAUUUGAUUGCAUUUCUUUAGAAACAAACAAGAACAUCCAAGCCAAACAACAUUAACAGUGAAACAACAACAGUAAUAAACACAGCUCCGUCAGGCGGAGGUUCUAAUAAUAACUAUUACUAUAUGAUUAAUAAUACAUUUAUAGUGUGUGUGUGUGUGUGUAACAUAAAUGAUAUGUGUGUCCUAGAACAACUUUGUGUGGGUUUUAAGGUGUGGGGAGGUGAUGGAAUGCAGCUUCUUUGAUAUCUGUGCAUCAGUUGUACACAGUUGUGUCCCUUCCUUAGUGUUUGUGCGUCAGUGAGUGUUUGUGUGUUUGGUAUAUAGCCUAAUCAAGCUGUUGAUAAGUGGAAUAUCUGAACUGUAGGGCUUCCUUCGCAAUAUGCAACGCAGGUACUAUGAGAAGCAGUUCUCCAAACCUUUUGGGCUAAUAAGGCACCUGUGGCGUUUGUUCUGAGACUUGGCUCGAGCCACGGUUGACACUGUUGACUGCAGUGUACCAGUGUGAAGGAGUUAUGUCCAGCAUUUGGAUGCUUCAAUUUUUUUUCAACUGCUACUAAAUUACAGAUCCUUGUUGAGUUAGCUGAAGGGAAGGCUGUGCUUCAGUUUUCCCUGAGCUAAAAACAUAGAUAUUGACCACACAUGCGUAACAGCGUGAGGUUUGUCCGCAGUAAAAGUAGCACAUUAUUAAACAUUUGAUUGGGCCUGUGUCCUAUGGUGUGCAUAUAAGCCUAAAGUGUAUGGUUUCUGUUUGUAGCUGUUGUUGCCAGGAUGGCAAUAUUGCUGCAUGCUAGUGCUAUAUUUGUCUCUACACAGCACGUGGAGGGUAAUCUUAUGCCUUAACAGACAAUGCACUAAAUAGAAUAUGUAAGCAACUGCCGAGAUCUCUUUUCCAACAGUACUGCCACACGUACGGCACACAGCUCAUGGUGUUGGUGUUUGUUGUCUGUUCAGUACCGAGUUAAACACUGCCAAUCUAACAUCAUCACUUCUUUGAAAGCAGAGGCAGACACGUUAAUUGAAUCGUUUCAGUGUAAUGUUUGUAUUCAGUGAUCUAGCAUUCCUUUAUGGCACCUAAAUUUUACAUAUUUUGUGUAAACACAUAUAUCAAAUGCACUAUUGACUGUAGCUAGAUGAGUACAACCAGCUUUGUGGUAUCAUUGGUCUAAAUAGUAGGUUAAGUAGCUUGAUGUUGGUUCAUUGAAAUAUUUGAUUUCAGAAUUACACUAUCAGUCGUUUCUUGAUCUUUUUAUUUUUAUUUUGUUGGAAUAACAAAAGUAGCCAAUCUCAACGUUAUCUGGAUGAGGGCUAAUAACUCGUCCCAUUGUCAGUUGACUUCUUGUAUCAUAAGGUGUUUGAUAGCAGACCAGGCUCAGAGAAGGAACGGAAACCUUCUCUCCAGUUUGUCAUUUACGUGCUAUAGCAUACCCAGGCUUCUUCCUCCUGUUGCAUUGGCAUCACAUGCUCUUCACUGUCCAUAGUUAUAUAUUCCUUAUACUGCUUCAGCUAAUCGUGGUGGUGCUUAAUUCUCUUUUCUCUCUCAGUGUUGCAGAAAGUCGGUUUCAAACUUGUUGAAAAGUCGCAACAUUAUCCAGAAAAUAAGUCCUUCUCUCAAUCGUGCUUCUUCUAGUUGUUAGUUUAAGAGAAUAAAAGUCUAGACUUUAUGUUUGCAAAGUGUUUGCAUAUUUUCCAGAACAAAACAUAUUGAAUCGUAGAUAAUAGCCUUGAGCCUGCAGCUGUUUGUGUUGUGUUUCAAAUAUAUUACUGUUCAUGUUUUGUUUAUCUUAGCGUAGAGACACAGGGUCUACAGUACAUUGUUGUCCUUCUUGCAGUAUGUUUAAUUCACCAUUAUACUUCUUUAUUUCAGGCUUCCUCCUGCUUUUUGUUAUGGUGAUCAUAGUGCUGUUGUUUAUACAUACAUACAUAGCUUCACGCAGCUGGAUAAAGGAUAGUCAGUUAUUGAGUCAUAUUUCACAUUGUACUAUAUAUGCUUAUAUGCUUUGCAUUGAGAUGAAAACAAGGAAAUGGUUUAAAAAAAAAAGUAAUGGUGAGGGUCAUGUUGAGUACGGAACAGGUUCAUUUUAUUCUGAUAAGCAUGCGUCUGUCUUCCUGUUUGUCUUUCAGUCUAUCUCCACACAUUCAAAGUCAGAUUUUUUUAUUUAAAGCUUGAAGAAAGUCACAAAGUUAUGAGUAGAAUACAGAAAACACCAGUCAGAUAAUACUUUACUGCAUCUUUGGCCUUCUACAGUACACAUAAGAGUGAAAUAUCUUACAAAUAGACUAUAUAUAUUUAACUAUCACCACCUCCACACAGAUGAAGAAUACAUUCUCAAAUAGUUUGAUAAUACAGAAUUGCAGCUAGAGUAUACAGAACCUUGUGGGAUAUAGGGAAUAUGCCUAUCAAGUGCCUAUCAGUACAUACAGCAACUAUACAGAAUAUUCAUAGUUUUUCUCUCCUACAUUGCACAGAUACAGUAUAUACACAAUGGUCUAUAAUAAAUAAACUAUUUAUACUAUUACUGCUAAGACCUGCCGGUUGUGAGUGCAUCCUAGAGAACCCUUUAAAAUACCUGAAAUCGUCUAUUCAUAUACAGUAAAAGCUACAUCUGUGAGUUUUAUUUUUUCAUCUAACAUCUAUACAGCUCGGAGGAUUCAAAGAUAUAAAAUACAGUCACGUUUUACCGUCUAAAUGAAAUAUACUAAUAGAUUUAGUCAUUUCAGAUUGUACUUAGAAAGAAAUAAGACAUUUAAAAAUUGAUGAAACCAAUUCUUCUUUCUUUCAGGUUGCUCUCUUUCAUGGCUUUUUGGCGGUCUUUACACAUGCCAUUUUUUUGCUAUUUGCAAACGAGCCAUAUGCUGUACUGUACUGUAUGUCUGCUGAGAACAAGGGCAGUGGCACUUUAUUAACAGCAGAGGGAGCCACAUUCAACCUGCCUCAAUCAUCGAAUAUUUGAAGUGUUCUUUAUUCGUGCUGGUGAAUAAUAUAAUUUCUCUGGUGGCAAUAUUUACAACAUAAAAAAAGAACUAUAAUAAAAUCUAUAAUAAAGAUGUCAGUGGUUUCCUCCACUGACCUGUGACGUAGGAGAAGAAUAUAAUCCUUGCAGGCUGCAGGAACUGCCAUCUGAUUCAACGGGUCCUUACAAAGUACAUAAUGCUUACUUUGACCUUGAUAGCAGACUCUGCCUGAUAUCCUCACAGCGAUCAUUAAAGCUUUAUCUUAUCUAGUCACCUUUAUGCUUACAUACAGUCUUAAUUAGUAAAGGGAGAGCAACGAGCAACCUUUAAAAAAGAAACUGGUCAUUGAAUGUUCGACAGACAGUAGAUUUUUUUAACUACCUGGAAGCUGAUUGAGAUUAAGAAAUUAGAAGUUUGGCUACGAAGACAAGUGUUUAAGUGUUUGGUUUAACCACAUGGAAAUAAAAGUAGGUGAUAAUAGAGUAGAAAUAAACAAUAAUCAAGUUUCAGGACGAGUGGCUGCGAGAUAAAAGGUUUUGGGAUGGCUGAUUAUUCGGUCCCCUGUGGACUAAUUACCACAGUUUUCUCUCUAACCUUCCCCAGCCUAGUUACUGUGCCAAAUUUGGGGGUAAAAAAAGACACUUUUUAAAUUAUACCCCUAUUGUUAAAUUUGAUGUGAGAACAAGGAAUAAAAUGGAACAAUAAAACCUUUAAAAGCUUCUGUAAAAUCUAUCAUAUAAACAUAAUAUAUUAAAACAAAACAUAUGUUAUACCAAAAGCAAGUGGUUGCCUUUAUUUUGAAUCUUUAAAUCCUCCAUAAAACAUAGUUUCAAUAAAUAGGAGAAAACAGCUAUGAUUACAAAACCACAUUUUGAAGGCUUAGUUUCAUAUACAUUUAAAGAUCAAAUGAAGCAUUAAUAUUAUAGGCAAUGCGAUAUAGCUAGUCCCUGUCAUCCAACUAUCACACACAAACAGCAUCUGUUCAGAUCGUACAGUCAAACUUGCAGACUCUGUUUUCAUUUUGAGCUCUACACACACAGAGAAGCAGCUGUUCAGAUUUUAAAGCACGACACAGCUAAGCUAAGCUAAAACCACAUCUAGAAUUUAUUACUACUUUCUCCGAUCAUGCAGUUCUUUCACUUCCCUGAUAUGGUUCUAGUUAAGUGUCAUUAUCAGGAAUCCAUCAGUCCACAUGAAGCAUGCAGUCUCAUCUACACAGCCUCCUCCUGCAGAGUUGUGGGGGGAGGCUUUGUUUUUGAUGGAGCACAAACUAUGUUUUGAGUGUCCCCUGAUAACAGUCUUUCUGUAUCAUUUUUUUUAUCUCAGUUGUUAAGAGACUGAGGCUCUAAAGACUAAACAUUGAGCCCCUUUGUGUUCUGUAGUCUCUUUUUCAGCGUGGUCCUACUCAAUGAGACGAUUAGUUAAAAAGUGUGCAGCAGUGUAACUAAAAAAAAUCAUUCCUGUUUAAGUCCAGAGCAUUCCAACUCCUAAUCUGGCACUCGUUUUCCACCUUUUACUAACCUAUCAUGAAGUAGGACUUCCAGCGCCUCGUCCUUUUACAAAUCUGUUGGAUAUUUGUUAUGUCGUAGCAAACAAUUCCCAUCACAUCAAAGUUUAUUCAGAAGUUACAUUUCCCUCAUGUAGAUGUGUUUCCUGUCAAUUUAGAUUUGAUCUUUAUUUAAAUUUCACCACAAGAUAACAGGCUUCAUAAGCUUUAAUUGCAGCUUAUGCAUGUGUGGCCUGGUUCUAUAGACAACACGCUCUAUGCUAACCCUGUAGGUCUCUUUUUUUAUAGUGCAGAGAUGUCAAAUUGAAAAUAAAGAAGUCAACGCUCUUCUUCUUCUUCUUCUUCUUCUUCUUCUUCUUCUUCUUCUUCUUCUUCUUCUUCUUCUUCUUCUUCUUCUUCUUCUUCUUCUUCUUCUUCUUCUUCUUCUUCUUCUUCUUCUCCUUCUCCUUCUUCUUCUUCACCAGGAUGUUAGUCACUGUCUCAGCCAGCAUGUUUCUGCCAUAACUGACAUGCAGACUUAGACUGAAAAUCACUGUAAUGUUCCUUUUGGAGCUGCUGGUGGCGGUAAAUUUGUAACAUGGGGGCCAUGCUAAUCAGUAGAGGUCAAAUACAAAAAAAAACAGACAAAAAAAACUUUAAUAGACAAUGUUUGUGUUCACAAACCAAAGAAGGGUUAAGAUAAUUUAAGUUUUCUAAGUGUGUGGGGUUCCUGCUCUGGGGCUAGAUUGCUACAGUUUUCUUUUGUUUUUGAGGUUUUCUUAGUUUUUCUUCUCAUUGCAGGGUGCUUGUGAAAACGCAUCAGUGUGUUUGUCACGUGAUCAGUUGUUCAUAGUUUUGUGCUUGUGUUAAUUUGCCUAAUGUAGACCAAAAUAGACCUUUUUUUAUAAGAAAUGCAACAAAAUAUAAAAAUGAAAUUGGACACCGUAGCUGUGAUGUAAACUCCGGCAUGUUGAAACAUGUACACGAUUGUAAAUGUUGCAUCGUUUCUCUCUCAUAAAAAAUCAUACUCAGUAAUCAUCAGUUAUGUCUUCAGUACACACAUUUAGUAAAUCAGUGUAAACCUGUUCACCUUCACACAUCACAUCUGGAUAGUUUUGUUCCUGCAGUUUUCUUCAAUACUGGCACCAUGUGACAUUUUAAGGCUGUCCCUGACAUACUAAUCUGACAUUGUGACCUAGAGUACACUUAGCCAUUUAUACUUGAGAUGGACCAAGAUGUUAAGUUUGCACAUAUUUGUAGGUUGUUUUUGAAGCCAAAAAAGAGGGAAGAGAAUAAUGAUACUUUCAGCAGUUUCAGUCAGGACUUGCUGAGGUUCUCAAAAGUCUUUCAACGUUCACUGAAAACACAAAGCAUCAGAGCCAGCCAUCACAGCAAGAUGAAAAUCAAUCCAAACCAAACUGUAACAUGGAUUUCAAUAUCACCUAUGAACAGUGAUAACAAGAUGAUAUAUUUUUAUAAUAACAACACAUCAUCUGUAAGCAGAAUGUAAACCAUUUGGCAAAAUUUGACAAUAUUUUAUUACUGUAAGCUCUAAUUCCAGGCAAAUCUGCUGUAUUUGUAUUCAUCCUUUGUGUUCAAAAUAGGAAAUUGAAUUACUGUAAUUCGGGCGAUGUUUUGUACCUGAAGUGAAACCACAAUUUUCUCAAACAUUGACAGAACAAAUCAGACAUUAUUUGUGUCCUAAUCAAAGCAGCUUAGGUUUUAUUUUUCAUCUGGCGUUGGGGCUUUUUGCUGCCAUAUCUUGUAUGUAGAUGCUUUUGUACACAUGCACUUGAGUUGAACUAUGAGAUGUGCUUAUAAAUAUGUGUAUAUUUUGUUAGGCUUUUAUUUUUGUUGGCCUACGUUAGCUUGAUAUUUUAUUAGUUCCCUUAAAAAAAAAAAAGACUUCUAUAUAGUUCUGAACUUGGCAGAAGUGGAGCUGUUGUAGUAAAGGUAGUUAACAUCACAACUAAGCAAACCCUGAAAUAUAUGCUGCAGUAAUGUGUUUUCAGUUUGUUUUUGAUAAUUUAUGCUCCAAGUUGGUUUGUAUUUUAUUAUUAUUAUUAUUAUUAUUAUUAUUAUUAUUACUAUUAUUAUUAUUAUUAUUGUUAUGAAACAAGCUUGUUUGAAAUGUAUUGACUGCUGUUUUGAAAUAGGGGAUAAAGUUUUUUUCUUUCUUUUUUAAAAAUGUAUGUGCAAGGACGUUUUUAUAAUAUGAUUUGUCAAACACUGGACUGGAGUGAGUUUUUCAACAUUUCCAAGUUGAGAGAUGUAUUUGACAGACAUAACUGCACAGACGACACCAGUUAGCACAGAUAUGAGCUUACACACAGAAAGCACAUCCUCCCAGCUGUACAGGGGCGGAUGACUAAAAAAUGGCCGCCAUCCUCCCGCUUAAAAAUAGCAGUCGUUUAGAUGUAAGGAGUUCAAACAUUUCCUUUGUGCUGGGUUAUUGUAUUAAUUGGGUGGUGGGUUUUAUAUUAUAGGAAAUAUUUAUUGAGGAUUCCUUCUAAAUAGUCGCAUCAGAUGGUGACAGAUUUUAUUUUUCUGUUCUGAUUAAAUUAGCCAGAAAAGUCGUAAAGGGAUACCACUUGACAGCUAUCCAGUUCUAAAAAUCAGCUGGUGUGUUCUUGCUAUGGUCGAGCAGAUAUUGACAGUCGAGUCUCAUUACACCAAACACCACUUCUCAAACCAGAAAAGAGAUUUGCACUAGACUUAUUUUGGUCGUCUCCUAUCAAAAAGCAAUAUAAUUCACUCAACACAUUUUUAUACCAUAGUAUGUGAUCGUAGUCUCGCACCGUUGUAAUGCUGAGUAACUGGUAUAUUUGACUCUUCUUGAUUUGUUGUUUUGUAUUAAAGGUACAGAAUCAGUCACCUUUUUAAAUGCACAUGACAUCCACACCUUGUUAUUAUUGUUGUUGUUUUUUGUUUUUUUUUACCCAGCACUACCCCGAGUAUUAGUGUCCAGAUUUGAGGGGCAUUAAAACUGUUGUUUCCUCCUGUGAUUGUUUUGGACAAAUCAAGCAGCUCUUGCAGAUCUGAAAAUUGAGAGACGGGAUGUAUGAGGGAAGGAAUUCAUUUUUCCCACCAGUCAAAUUGUCUUCAUCAUGAAGUAUUCAAAGAUAAUACACAAAUACCAAAAGAUGCACCCAGCAGUCACACCUUUCCCCUUAAUAACACUCGUCUUCUCUGCAUUUGGUCACUUUUUUUCAAUGGGAGUGUUACAUUUAAAAAAAAAAAUGCUUUAAAGUAAAAUGAAAAAAAAAAAUCCAAAUGCACCUUUUGUGGUUUCAACACAGCGUCAUUGGCCACAUACAUUAAGAAUCCACCAAAAUGUACCAUACUUCAUCCUUUUCAACAAGGUCAUUCACAGCAGCAGUAAUUGUCAACCUUUAAAGUCGUUAUUUUGUUCAGUGGAUACGUGUUAAAAUUUCUCCAAUAAUUCACAAACAGCAAAACUUCACCAUUUUAUCUGGAUGUAGUAGCUUUUCCUGUUUUUCACCGCUUUGUGGUGUUGUUGAAAGAUGUUGCGGUUUGUCUAAAUAUGUUGCGUGUUAGAGGAAGCAUAAGUAUGUGCCUUCUUGUAAUCUCCUUGGUGAGCUUGUUAUUAUUGAGAAGCUGAAGCCAGCCAAUUGUGUUUGCACUAAAACCAAAUUGCUUUUGUGAUGUAGACUAUUUAAGCAAGCUUGUUGCGUCACUUUAACCGUACAGUAUGCAUGAGGGUGAAAUUGGUAAGUCUAGGGCUAGAGCUCUCAUCUGUUGACCUGUAAACCAGUGCAGCUUAGAGGAUCUUGUGAAUAUAUCUUGGCUUAGUUUCGCAUUCAGUUUUUCAAUUCCAUCUCCUUAUACAUCAAGUUUGUCACAGUUUCAACAGUUAAAAAUACAGUAAAGUAAAAAAAAAAAAAAAAAAAAAAGGCAAAUAACACAUACCAGGAAUACAAUACAGCUUUUACUUUCACAUGCCACAGUUUUAGAGAGUUACACAUCUGCAGUAGAGAUAUUCAUGUCUCUGAAUCCAUGGGAACGCAUGAGUAUAUGAGGUCGCCUCAAGACUAUUGGUCAAAUUAAUUUAGGUUGUUUUUUGCAAACCUGUAUUUAUUACAUAUUUUGUUGACAUCUGAGAAAGGCCUACAUGCUUUGAGUCUUACAAAUGCACCUUAUUCAUGUCAGUCCAUGUGGGGGAAAAGAAAAAAAAAGAGGCUGGCAAUGUAAUAUCUCUGAUUUAGCACCUUACUACACAGCAUGUUUUCACUUUAUGCCAGUUUAGCUAUUCUUCCAUAUGUAUGAUUUCAAAAUUACAAUCUCAUAUUUUGUGAAAUUGUUUCAUGGGAUGUGCCAAAGUUUGGAGGCGAUCUCACACGUGUUUAUGCUUAUCAUUUUCUUUUCCUCCUCCUUCAGUUAUAGCAAUGGUAUGUCAAAACUUUCCUAUAACAGUGUGUGGAAUCAAUUUAUCUCAGCAAACAGUAUCAUUACUUGCCAUUUUACAAUAAGCCCUGUAUUUCACAUAUAUUUACCAGUGAUGUGUAUUUGUUAUUAUAAAGAAAAUAGCCGUAAAAGCUUCAUUAUGUUACAUAAUAUUGUGACUUUUUUCGAAAAACUGUGAAGACUUAUCUUGCAUAUACUUUAUACAGAAGUAUUAAGCCUUAAUACAAAAGACUAAAAAAAGUGUGGAAGAAUAAACUGAUUGUUGCUAAGUAAGGAUGAUUUUUGUAAAUGUUACCAGCACUUUUUUUGUAAUUUUCACUCUCUGAGGUAUUGUACAAGUUCAAGCUGUUUGUGAAGUUUGAUUAUGAAGGAAUAAAAACUAGUACUUUCCUGUACUUCACAGAAA
Notolabrus celidotus (New Zealand spotty) is the source of this 14650-nucleotide messenger RNA. It is a transcript of the gene zbtb20, whose product is annotated as zinc finger and BTB domain containing 20. NCBI's taxonomy places the organism in Eukaryota, Metazoa, Chordata, Actinopteri, Labriformes, Labridae. Gene Ontology annotation, molecular function: protein binding. The record is from RefSeq and is a predicted model, not a curated record. The transcript has 4 exons. Gene Ontology annotation, biological process: regulation of immune system process; negative regulation of transcription by RNA polymerase II; regulation of cytokine production. The coding region runs from base 952 to 3003 and encodes 683 amino acids.